Messenger RNA from Moneuplotes crassus, 582 nucleotides. The record is from the annotation of a GenBank genome assembly. NCBI's taxonomy places the organism in Eukaryota, Ciliophora, Spirotrichea, Euplotida, Euplotidae.
AUGCUAAGAGACCAGAGAAAAGGUGAAAGCAUAAAUUCAGCUGCAUAUCCUCUUCAAUUAUUUUCUGUUGGAUUUAUUGUCCUGCAGGCUCUUAAUAUUUAUGAGUGGUUAUGGGAAAUCCAGCCAACUUUGAAUACAGUAUAUCUGGUAUACGCAAUGGUAUCUACAGCAUUCAAGUUUGAUCUGACGUUGCUAGGAAUUGCUCUAUCAGUGAUUUACCAAAAUAAGCCAGUGAAGGCAACACCAAUAUCUAAGAAUGUUAAAGCAACUGUGAACUCCUUCUUUAUUCUUGGAGGAAUCCUCACUAUUGUGCAGUUGACCGUGACUCUCCUCGCAAUGCAUCAGUACACAUUCAGUGUCCUCUGGACCUUAUUGCUACUCAUGGUUGGCCAAUCAAUUUUAGAGGUGAUCGUAUUUACAAUGAUGCUUUUCUUCUCAAAAUUAGUAAUGAACCAAUAUGAGGCUCAAGUUGAGGAGAACCUUAAGGCAGAUAAGCUUACGAAGCAGGAGCCUCUAGCAGCUCCCACCCAAGCUUAAUCUCGCUUGAGGAUUCAAUAAUUUUACAUACAGAAUAAUAUUUCA